AUUGCCCUUCUAGUUUCUAAUCUUCAAAAUCAUUCAUUUAAUCAAUUACGAUUAUUUAUUUCAUUCAAAUUUCAUUUGGAAAUUUCUAAUUAUGAACGUUUGCUUUGCUUUUCGUUUAUUGAUAGAUUUCCUGGUACUGGCGUGGAUUCUUACUGUUACCGCAACUCAAUGUGUCUCAAAGAGAAAAAUUCGAAAAGUGGAUAAGGAACGUGGUCGAGGAAGACGGAUGAGAGGAAGCCGGAAUAAGGAUGAAAAGUCACCGCCCAAUGAAGAGCAUCUGGAAUAUACAGCUAUUCCACCGUCUCCAGCCACUUCGUCAAUUAAAAAAUCAACGCGAAAAGAGAGAACUGAGAUGAAACUACAAUCAACUCAGAAUAUGCCUACAGAGUCCACCAACCAAGCGUCCACAACUCAACAAUUGUGCCCAACACAAGAAGAUGACUUUUCCGCCCAAAAACAAGCCACCAAGCCUAAAAAGACAAAGAAGAAGGAAGAAUUUUUCGAGGAUCAAGAUGAUGAUGAUACGCUUGGAUGUAUUAAAAGUAUCGAGAAUUAAUUUGUUUGUUUUUCUGUGAAAAAUUAAUGAAUUAUUUUUUU
Caenorhabditis elegans is the source of this 597-nucleotide messenger RNA. RefSeq lists its product as uncharacterized. The record is from RefSeq and is marked reviewed. The coding region runs from base 92 to 556 and encodes 154 amino acids. The transcript is spliced from 5 exons. Lineage: Eukaryota; Metazoa; Nematoda; Chromadorea; Rhabditida; Rhabditidae.